CGCAACUUUUUUUCCUCGGGCAAAGUGAAAUCCAGCCGCGGACUCGGCCAAAAAUCUAGUCCCCCUGAUUUCUAUUCGAAAUAAGCGAAAGAAAAAACGGGCCGACGAAACCGAGCUCAAGCGUCUUCAAGCUGUCGCUAGUGGAGUAUUUGUGAGCGGGAGGCGCCGUGUCUGCGCCGCGUUUGGACCACUUUGUGUAGUGGCUGGGAAGUGAGCGAUGAGUCUUGUUGCCCAGUAAAGAAGAAGAAGAGAGAACUUGCUUUGGGCAGAGACAGGAGUUUCUUCUUGCCCAUCGCUCAUGUGGCUUUUUUAACACCAAAAAGAACCCCACAGCUCGGUGUACGGAACUUCUCAACGCAUCGAAAGUGGAAGAAAAGUGAUUUGAAAGUCGGAACAUGGAACUACAAGGCCUUCAAGAGGCGCUGAAAGUGGAAAUCCAAUGUCAUCAGGACGGAGAGCUUAAGAAACAACUUCACGAAAGGCAGAGCAGAGUAACAGCCCUAAGCGAAAAACAAAAGCUAGCUGUAAGAAGUUGUCCUGUGGGGACGCCGGCCAAGCCGAUCUCCCUCAUCAAACCCCCCAGCCAGAGCAUCGCCAUCUCUGUGGUGCCAGCCAAGGCACCUGUUUCCAUGGUGACCGCACACAUUAACGGACAAAAGGCGGCAAACUCGGACGCGCUGCAGACGUCCCCCAUCAACCUGCAAACGGCCAACCGAACGCACAGGCCAGGGGAGCUGUGCCACUCACAGAUGCUGGGAACACUCACGGCAGUGCCCAUCAAGGUGCCUCAGGUCAGCUCUCUGCAUCGGCUGGCAGGGCAUUCGCCCACUGUGCUACCUCAGGUUAGGCCAAAGACUCUGAUUCCGGACAGCCUUCCCCACAGCCCGUGCCAGGAGCAGCAGUCCAACCAGCCACUGAGUCUGUCACGCGGUACUGCUGUGGUCAGCCCCAAAAGCCAGGGACUCGGUACCUUCAGCUCAGACAGGAUGUCCAGCGGCCAGAGUGAAAUCACGCCACCUCCCCUGCCCAUGCCCAGUGUCUCCACAGCCAGCCCCGGUGUCGCGUACGCCAUCAUAUCCGCCACCUCGCCUGCAGCAAACGGAAUGGCAGCCAUGAGCGAGGCAGUGAAAGUGCAACCGCUGAUCUUCAGCCCAGACAGCAAGGUAAUAAUAAUCCAGCCACAGAUCCCGAGCAGCUCUCAGGGUUCUCCAGGCCCCCAGGCUAAGAUCCCCUCUCAGGAGCCCAGUCCUGCCCCCUCCCCCCCACACAAGCUCAAUAAAAAGGAGGAAGACCCAGAGAAAAUUGCGUUCAUGGUAUCGCUCGGCCUAGUCACCACAGAGCACUUGGAAGAAAUCCAGACCAAAAGACAGGAGAGGAAGAGAAGAAGUACAGCUAACCCUGCAUACAGCCUGUUUGAUCCAGAGCGCAAAAGGCUUGCAUCAAAUUACCUGAACAACCCCCUCUUCCUAUCAGCCAGAGACUCUGAGGAUCUGUGUUGGAAGGAGGAGCUGGAGCAUGAUGACCACUGUGCUGUGUGCAAAGAGGAAGGAAACCUUCAGCAGUGCCAUAGCUGCACUCGUGCUUACCACCUGGACUGCUUACACCCUCCAGUCAAAUCCCCACCCAAGGGCAUGUGGAUGUGCCCUAAGUGCCAGAAGAAGGUUCUAAAUAAAGAAAACUUGUCUUGGCCACACAAUUUUGUCCAGUCUUAUGUUACACACAAAACAGUGAGAGAGGAGGAGAAGAGAAGACUGAUGAGAAGGAAUAAUGAGCUGAAGAAAGAGUGCACACACCUGAAAGAAGAAGACCAGAGACUCAACAAAUCACUCUUGAAAUGCAGAGACGUGAAGGAACGUCUGCUGAGUCAGCAAAGAGAGACUCAGGCGUCUCUGGAGCGUCUGCGAGCCCUAAUCCGCCUCAUCCAGCGUGAUCACAUGAUCCAGGUCACCAUGACAGCCACCACCACCACUUCAGGAGGAGCAGCGUUGCUCUCUCUGCCCUGGAUCAAACCAAGCUCCACCAGCAGCACGAGCAGCUCCACAGCACCCCCUGCAGGGCCCUCCACACUGCUGCACAAGAGUGUGCUGCAUUCCCAGGGCAACAACUGAGUCCAUCACAGGCAAAAAAACAAAACAAAACAACAAAAAGAACACUUUAUACAUAACAUUUGUGCUUUUCUUUUUACCACACAGCUCUUCCUGAGCUUAAUGAAAUAUACUCACAAUCGAAGCCGGAGAUUGAAAUCUGGCCAAUGUGGGUUCCCCCUAAGAGCUGUAUUGUCUUAAGGAAAAAAGAUAUCAAAAAAUAUAAAGGAAAAAAAAAAAAAUCAAUACUAAUUACAGUAUAUUCUUAAGUCAAUUCAUGAGUAUUUUUUAAACCCAACACCUACAGUGCUUAAGAGAUUUUUUUUGUUUUUGUUUUUAUACUUGUUUUCAAUUUACUAAAUGUUCUUGGCCUUAAUGUAUUUAUGACAAAUGAGCAGAUAACCUUGCCGUCAUGAAUACGGAAAAUGAAGUAUUUUAUGCGGCUAAAGCCUUUCUUUUUAAAUUACAAUUUUCUUUUUUUAAAGGGGCGGGAGGGGAUACUUGUUCAACAUAUAGUGAAAGAGAACUUUAGAGUAGCGGUAGUUAAACAAGACUUAAGAGACAGAGAGAACUGUACAGUGAUCUAUCCGAGUAGGAAAAGAAAUUAUUCUCAUUCUCCUAAGAACAACAUUUGCCAUAAUAAUUCAGGUGAACAGGAGACGGGAGAGAGGUUUUCGUUGUGUAUGUACUUGAGAGCAUACGAGCCUUCAAACAAACAAAAACAAAACAAAAACAAAACAAAAAAAAGAGAGAACUUUUUUCAGUAUUAAUAGAGUUGAGAUAAAGGAACAAAGUAUUUAAGAUGACUACAAAAUUUAGCAUUUUUAGUGGAGAAUUUAGUAUUUUCAUGCGGAUGCCUGUUCAUAAUUGUGAAUUGAAGUAUUGGAGAGAGGGGAUUGUUGUACAUAUGUUGUAUUGUUAUAACAGGUCUUUCAGAUUUUUUUUUUUCCCUUCUGUAUUGUUACUCCAAACAGAGCUUCAUCAAUGAUGUGUCUUUCUGUUGUACUGACAGCAAAUGUUGACAUUAGGAAGGGCCAUUCAAGUUCCAACGAGUGUGUGCAAAUGUCGUCAUAGCCGUUCUUUUCUUUCUCCAGUAUAUAAGAUAUGCCAAAAAAAACCCACCUUACAUUUUAAAGCUGGGAGAGUUCCCAUCUUUCACCAUUGUAUUUAUUAUCUGUAUUGUUUGUAUUCCUAGUUUUUGCUUUAAUGAUGCCUUAUUUCCUAAUCGCCACACUGACAUUAUGUACAAUUUCACAUAUUAUUGCAAGGACACAUCUGGCUGGUAUUGUGUCUGUUUUGGUUAUUUAAUUUUCUUGGUUAUUUAACCUGUGAGAUGAUCUAAAUGAACACUGCCUCAAGAACAAGAUUAGAUUACGCCAAGGUUUAUUAAAUACAUCACAGUCAAAUGAGAAAACUUACCUGGAAUGUUUUUUUUUUUUUUUCUUUUUUUUUUUUAAAGAAAGGACAAUUUUUGUGCGUCACCUUUGCUAGUUUGUCUUCCUGUUCUUCUAAAGGAUUUCUCAAGGUGCGCAGUUGACCUGGCCUGUGAGGCAGGGCUGCUUCUCAACCAACUGCAGAAGAAAAGCUGAUCUGCCUUUUCUUCUUAUGUCUUUAGCUACUUAUCAGCGUUCAAACCCAAGUCAGCAGGGUCUGAGCCUGAUCACGGUCCAGUGAAGCAGAGGACUUUGUUUCCAGAAAUAAAACAGUGCAGGUCACUUUGGGUCUCGAACUGCGUUCAGCUCUGCUGGAAUCACCCUGAUCAAAGAUUGCGAAAUAACCAUAGCAGAUUUUAAAAAGACAAACAACUCGACACGAAAUAUCCGAUAUCAUCGAAUUAUCAUGACACAAGGGCUUCACAGGUAUGGGAUUUAUAGAUGUGGAAAUAUUAUUUAAGUGCAUAUCAUAGAUUACUCACAUGGUCUGUAAAUUAUUGUACAUUUCUCAAAUCGAGUCGGACCCAUGUGCACCAUCCAGAGUCAAAUGUAAGAAAUUCCAUGCAUAUCACCCACUGGCCCAUUACAACACCCACGCCACAAAGAUAUCUCCGACCUUAAGGGAUUAGCUCACAGGAAACUGCAAACGCUACAGUAUAGAUUCAAAUCAAACCACGAUGCAAACAGGAAAGUUUUUUUUUGUUUGUUUUUUUUUUUUUUUUUU
Silurus meridionalis is the source of this 4241-nucleotide messenger RNA. RefSeq names its product PHD finger protein 21B (gene phf21b). The coding region runs from base 396 to 2108 and encodes 570 amino acids. The record is from RefSeq and is a predicted model, not a curated record. The transcript is spliced from 14 exons. Lineage: Eukaryota; Metazoa; Chordata; Actinopteri; Siluriformes; Siluridae.